UGUGUCAACAGUCAAGGCUGCUUUCACUUGCAGUGUCGAAUAUUGAAUAGUCAGUGAACGUGGCGGCCUUAUGCAAUCUACGCUUGUAUUAGGUUAUUGACUAAUACAUCGGUAAAACUGAGUCGAUAGUUGAGCACAAAUUGCAGUGUCACUGCUGAAGUAUCUUUCGGCGAACCUUCUCGACAGCUGAUCACCCUCGGAGGGGGUGACUCGACGGAAAUCCCAUUGCUAGGAGGGUCUGCGUCGGCCGGUAGUGGAAUGUAAACAUCCACCCAGUUAUAGACUGAACUGGGACGAGGACUUCGUACACCGCCCGUAGCAGGCAGUAACACAACGCCGGCAUUGAACCGCUUUGUUGACUGACUAUUUGCAAAAUGCCUGCCGUUGGGGGUUUGAAAAUAACGAAGAGAAGAACGGAGGACAUCAGCCCCGUCAACUUCUCCAUCAAUGGAAAACCAUACACAGUGAAUGGCGAAUAUGACCUGACGACGUCCCUCAACGACUACAUCCGCGAGGGCGCGAGUCUGAAGGGAACCAAGGUGAUGUGUAAGGAGGGAGGGUGUGGUUGCUGUGCCGUCACCGUCACCAAACCAGACCCCAGCACCGGGAAGGACACGUCAUUUUCUAUCAACUCCUGCCUGUGCCCCCUGUACAGUGUGGACGGCUGGAGCAUCACCACGACCGAGGGACUCGGGAACUCCAGGGAUGGAUUCCACCCAAUACAAAAGAGAAUCGCAGAGUUCAACGGCACUCAGUGUGGCUACUGUACUCCAGGGAUGGUCAUGAACAUGUAUGGAAUUUUACAAAAGAACGCUACUCCGACCGAGGCGGAAAUCGAAGACCAGUUUGGCGGCAACAUCUGUCGGUGUACCGGAUACAGACCCAUCCUCGACGCCAUGAAAUCCUUUGCGAAAGACUCCACCAUACCCGGCGCAUCAUGCAUUGACAUUGAGGAUUUGAAGAUAUGCCCUCGAACUGGAAAAUCGUGUGAAGGACAUGGUGACUCCUCCAACGGAUCAUCUGCUAACGGAAGUUCCGCUAAUGGCUCCAGUGCUAACGGAUCCGCAGAUAGUGUCGGUUUCCUGGUCAAGACGGGUGGAAAGAGUUGGUACCGACCUCAGACUCUCAAAAACCUGGUCCGUAUUCUUCAAACCAACAAAGGGUCACAGGUUCGACUUGUACAUGGAAACACAGCGUCGGGUAUAUUUAAAAACGAGGGGCCGUUCGACGUGUUUGUGGACUUGCAUGACAUCAAAGAGCUGUACAAGAUUGAGUUGUCUGCAAACAGCGUCCGAUUCGGGGCUGGUCUGUCUAUCUCCGCCCUCAUCGACGCCCUGCAGGAGAGGGCGGAGGACAAGGGCUACAGCUACUUCAACGGCAUCGCAAGCCACCUCCUCAAGAUCGGCAACGUCCUCGUCAGAAAUGCUGGGUCAUGGGCUGGGAAUCUGAUGAUCAAGAACGCCCACCCCGACUUCCCCUCCGAUGUCUUCACCCCCAUGGAGGCCGCAGGGGCAAAGAUUUUCGUCCUAGACAGCAAGGAUGGUAGUGUCAAGUCUCACACGCUGGCCAGCCUGGCCCUGAACCUGGACAUGACGGGGAAGAUCAUCACAUCCAUUGAGUUAUUCAAGCAGCUUGACAAAUACAGGUUCCGGUCUUACAAAGUCAUGCCGAGAUCACAGAAUGCACACGCCUAUGUGAACGCUGCCUUCCGGGUCACUAUCGAGCCAACAAAGUUCCAAGUACUGGGAAAACCUUCCCUUGUGUAUGGCGGAAUUGAUAAAAAGACGAUCCACGCUACAAAGACAGAGGAGUUCCUUACAGGAAAGACCCUCACGGACCCUGCAGUCCUACGCGGUGCGCUGGAUUCUCUGAAAUCAGAGUUGAACCCCGAAUACGAGGCAGUGCUAGCAAGCGUCGAGUUCCGGAGAAAGCUGGCCGUCAGUCUCUUCUACAAGUUCAUCCUCAACAUCUGCGAGUCCAAGACCUCUUCGGUGCAGUCCGGGGGAGUUCCUCUGGAGCGUCCACCUUCCAAGGGGGAGAGAGAUUUCCCAGAGCAAAAGGCGGAAUGGCCUCUGAAACAACCAAUGCCCAAAAUUGCUGCCCCAUUUCAGGCUUCUGGCGAGGCGGAGUUCAUCAAUGAUAUGCCGUCCUCGUCAAAAGAGUUGUCUGGAGCAUUCGUCCUGACCUCUAUUGGCCGGGGAACUAUUGACCACAUCGAUCCUUCGGAAGCAUUGCUGAUGCCUGGAGUUUUUGACUUCCUCACUGCCAAAGACGUAGUCGAGAACAACGCAAUGCCAAACAUCCCCGGCAUGCAGUUCCUCCCAGAAGAGCUCUUUUGCAGUGGAGACGUGAAAUACUCAGGGCAAUCGGUGGGAUUCGUUAUUGCGGAAUCUCAAACUUUGGCCGAUGCAGCUGCUGACAAGGUGAAGGUCACGUACAAGGACGUCAGACCCGCCAUUGUGACUAUCGAAGACGCCAUUAGAGAGGAGAGUUACCAUGCCAACCCUUUUUUAGAUCAUAAAAAUGGAGAGCCGGAGGAUGCUUUGGGCAAUGCUUCUCGCAAACUUAAGGGAGAAUGCAGACAAGGUGGCCUUUAUCAUUUCUACAUGGAAAAUAACGUGGCGCUCGCAGUUCCUGCUGAAGACCGCCUUGACGUGUACAGUUCCUGUCAGGGUACCGACCUCGUUCAUGCAGGCGUUGCCAUGGCUCUAGACAAACCACUCAACUAUUUCAACGUGUACACCCCCCGAGUUGGCGGGGCUUUCGGAGGUAAAGCUCUUUCCAGCAUCCCAGUUGCUGCAGCGGUUGCUGUGGGGGCUUAUAAACACAACAGGCCGGUGAAAUCUAAUGUCAGUUUAUCGACUUCCAUGAGAAUGAAUGGGAAAAGACCUCCUCUUUGGGCGAAGUAUGAGGUUGGAUUCGACGACAGCGGCAGAAUCAACGUCAUCAGCUUUGAAAUUUACAUUAAUGGUGGAUACUCUGCAAACUUUGCCAUCAUAUAUCAUGAAAUAUUGACUCAUCUUGACGGGGCUUACCAUGUCCCCAACUGGAGAGUGAAAAUCAUCCUGUGUAAAACCAACAAAGCGCCCGGACAUCCAAUGCGUGGACCAGGCCCCUACCCAGCGGGGUUCCUUAUCGAGUCCGUGUUGGAAAAUGUGGCGAAGGCUCUCGGAAAGGUUGCAGCUGAUGUAAAGGAAGUCAACCUUUACAAAGAAGGACAGACUGACAUACUUGGCCACGAGUUAAAGGACUGCACGAUUGGUAAAUUGUGGCAACAGCUGAGACAAGCAUCCGAGUUUGACAAACGACGGGCAGGGGUCGACACCUUCAACAAGGCAAACCGCUGGAAGAAACGCGGCAUCACAAUGACACCGGUCAAAUACGGGUUCUUCUACAUGGGAGCCGGCUUCACCGUAGACGUUGCCAUCUACAGCAGGGACGGCACCGUCACCGUCAGCCAGGGAGGUGUCGAGAUGGGACAGGGACUAUACACAAAGGUCCUGCAGGCUGUGGCCAGCACCCUGGGAAUACCCCUCAGCAUGGUCCGAAUGCGACAUGUCAACUCACACGUAUCCCCGAACAACACCGUCUCGGGUGGGAGCGUCAGCAGCGAGCACGCCGUUCAGUCCGCAUUUAGCUGUUGUGAGAUACUGAAUGAGAGGCUGGCGCCAUUCCGGACCAAACAUCCCGACUACGACUGGAAGAACCUCGUCGAAGUGGCCAACAUCUCCGGCACCGACCUGUCUGCCAAGCACAAGUGGGUACCAAAGAAGCACGACGGCCCCGGGAUGUUCCAAUACUUCUCCUACUCGGCGGCAGUCACGGAAGUGGAGCUGGAUGUUCUCACUGGCGAGAGUCAGAUACGGCGGGUGGACAUCCUGUUUGACUGCGGCGAAAGUCUGAACCCGACCAUUGACAUCGGUCAGAUUGAAGGCGCAUACCUCAUGGGUGUGGGCGGCUUCAUGUUUGAGGAGCUCAAGUACGACGCGGAGACGGGGGCUGUGCUGAACGAUGGCACCUGGGAAUACAAACCACCACUGGCAAAAGACGUCCCUAUAGACUGGAGGGUGAAGCUGCUGGCAGAAACUCGUAACCCGCUCGGGAUCAGAGGAUCGAAAGCGUCUGGUGAACCCCCCAUUGUGCUGUCCUCCGGGGUGUACUACUCCCUCAAACAGGCCAUGGAGGCAGCCAGUCUCGACGUUACUGGCUCCGGAGACUUCCAGAAGUCAGUUGCACCGUUGACGGUGGAGAGGCUCCGCCUCGGGUGCGGCUUCAACAUCGACAAGAUGACGCUGUAGGUGGGAGACACAAUUCAACCAAGGAAACCUUUCACUAAGAGAAAGUACUCUGACUCGUCUCUCUGUCAUGUUACAGGACACACCGUCCUAGACAAUCGAUGCAAGUUUGGCAUAAUAUUAGAGUUAUGGACGAUAGGUAAAAAUCGUCAUUCGACGAGUUCAUUGUUUGUUGAAAGCCUACAUUUUUGCGCUUAGUUUGUUAUGUUUAUAAUAAUAAAAUAGUUUCACAAAUUUCACAAAUUUCUUAAAUACAUGUUAUGUUGUAAUGAUUUGUUUUCUUUCUAUUCUAUAUAUUAGUUAUUGAGGUUAUGAAAAUGUCAUGGAUAAUAUUGCUAUUCGUUCAACUACACAUACAGUCACUCUACGACACAGUUUACACUAGCCUCACGAUGUGCACGCGUAAUGGCAAUUCCUCCGGACAAGUAUGCAUCAGCACUAAAUUUCCUUUAAAAUCUGCAUGUUCAAAAAUCACAAAUGUUAAACCAUUUCAAAGAGCUGAAACAAAUACAUUAUUAAAAUUGUAAAAUUUACAGAUUUGAAAGAACAAUGGCAUUGCACAAAAUGCUGUACCAGCUUUAGCUUGUAGUAACGGCAUUUUCUGGUAGCGUUAGAAUAGUCAAUUUGUAUUUAUUUAGGAAACGAGUAAGUUUUAUGUUCAAUGGGUAUUGACAGAUGUGCCAUUGCACUGGCAAGUUGAGAGCCGUUACUAAUGAGAUUGGCCAACAGUCAAAGUGGUUUCUUGUAUAGUGUACGGUGAAGUGGAACCAGACCCGUUCUCCUUGACUAUGACAUUUUCAUUUGUGUACAUGCUUGCAUAAUUUUUUUGCAGUUGAUCGCGUUAUCCUUCUGUUUGGAUUUGAAUGCAACCGAUAUAUAUAUAGCAAUACUCGUUAAAUGUAUGGUUUAAAAUUUCCAAAAUAAUUUACAUGACGUAAAUUGAGGACAAUUUGGGAUUGGUUGAGAUACCAAGUCUUGAUAAUGAAUGAUACAUCCCCCACUGUAUUGAUUUUAUAAAGUUUAGCAGUAUAUUCAAGAAUAAUUUGUUAUUGACCGUUUCUGUUAUACAUGAUUAUGUUUGUCAACAUCCUUAUAUAGAAAUAAAUAUUUAUCAAUAAAAA
Messenger RNA from Haliotis rufescens (red abalone), 5416 nucleotides. Its product is annotated as indole-3-acetaldehyde oxidase-like. The transcript has 34 exons. Bases 375 to 4298 code for a protein of 1307 amino acids. The record is from RefSeq and is a predicted model, not a curated record. Gene Ontology annotation, molecular function: oxidoreductase activity; FAD binding; iron-sulfur cluster binding. Lineage: Eukaryota; Metazoa; Mollusca; Gastropoda; Lepetellida; Haliotidae.